AUGGGAAAAGAGAUCGACAGAGCAGACUGCGUCAUCAGACAGAACACUGCCACAGUGCGCAACCAUAUAGACGAUGUGGGCAUGCGCACUACAGUACGUGUGAUUGGCCACAGUAAUUUUAAGCGGGGUCUCCUCACUCCAAAGAUAGGACAGAGUGAGAUACUGUUGAGCCCCAAAACAAGACCCUCGAUGAUUUAUGUUCCUUGGCUUUAUAAGGAAACCAUUAACAGGACUACUCAUGAUGUCUUCAAAACUGCGAGGAGGUUUAGCACGAGUUUUCCCAAAGUAAAAUUUUAUUUCCAGACUGACGAUAUGAUCGAUGACAUGGAAAGAAAAUUUAUGAAUGAAACGGGAUUAAACAGAACGGAGAUUAAAUCCUGGUUCAGUACUGGAUACAUGUCUGUCCUCUUUGCCCUCGAUGUUUGUGAUAAUGUCGUCUGCUAUGGAGUAUCAGACGUAGACUACUGCAGACGAGAACCACAAUCUCAGGUUGGCUAUCACUACUACGACACCGGCAAGGAUCGUUCUCUUGAAUGCAGCUACUUCAACAACAGAGAAUAUAUGGUCAAAGGCGGUCAUAAAUUCUUGACGGAGAAAAAGCUGUACGCCAGAUGGGCACAACUCAAACCUUUGACGUUCCGCGCACCCACUUGGCCUGAAAGUGCGUUCAACUUGAGCGGGGAGUUUGAAUCGCCUUACCUGAGUGUGUAUAGAAAGGCGAAGGAAGAUGGUUCUUUCGCGAGUAUCGCGAUCUAUGCUAAAUCAGUUAUUGAGAACAAUCCUAAACCCUUGAGUAAUGCUAAGGUUCGGAGGCCAAUCCUUAAAAAGUCCCAUAUAAUAAGGCGACCAGGAGGUCUACCUCAUCGUUCUUUAAAGAAAAAGAAAAAGAGGGGCCGAUGA
Messenger RNA from Strongylocentrotus purpuratus (purple sea urchin), 900 nucleotides. RefSeq names its product alpha-N-acetylgalactosaminide alpha-2,6-sialyltransferase 6-like. Bases 1 to 900 code for a protein of 299 amino acids. Gene Ontology annotation, molecular function: sialyltransferase activity. The transcript is spliced from 3 exons. The record is from RefSeq and is a predicted model, not a curated record. Lineage: Eukaryota; Metazoa; Echinodermata; Echinoidea; Camarodonta; Strongylocentrotidae.